Molecule: messenger RNA, 810 nt
Organism: Marmota monax (woodchuck)
Lineage: Eukaryota; Metazoa; Chordata; Mammalia; Rodentia; Sciuridae
Gene: Tac3
Product: tachykinin precursor 3
Exons: 7
Coding region: 139-516 (125 amino acids)
Biological process (GO): tachykinin receptor signaling pathway; positive regulation of blood pressure
Source: RefSeq, a predicted model, not a curated record
CUCAGCAUCAGCAGCACCGGCAGCACCAGCUUGUGGGGAGUGGGGAGUCUCCACUGAUCAACUCCCUGAUCUGCCAGUCCCCCCCAGCACCAGGCUCAGAGCUGCCCCACAGGGCCUCUCUUUGCCCUCUAAAGCACCAUGAGGAGUGCCCUGCUGUUCGCAGUCAUCCUGGCCCUUGGUCUGGCUCGGACCUUUGGGGCUGUCUGUGAAGAGUCACAGGAACAGGUGGUGCCUGGCGGGAGCCACAGCAAGGACUCGGAUCUUUACCAGCUGCCCCCAUCGUUGCUGCGGAAACUCUUUGACAGCCGCCCUGUCUCCCUGGAAGGAUUGCUCAAAGUGCUGAGCAAGGCUAGCGUGGAUCCUAAGGAAUCAUCACUUCCCCAAAAACGUGACAUGCAUGAUUUCUUUGUUGGACUUAUGGGCAAGAGAAACAGCCAGCCAGAUAAUCCUACUGAUGUGAAUCCAGAGAACAUCCCCAGCUUUGGCACCCUCAAGUAUCCCCCCAGUGCAGAAUAAACACUCCACUUUUGGACCCCUGGGCUGCAUCAUGAAGACACUGUCCCCUAUCGUGAUGCCAGGUGCACAUUCUCCUUUUUCCCUUUUUUUCCCCAUCCUUGUAACUUUCUUGUGCUUUGACACCCUCCCCAACUCUUCUACCCCAGCCUGAUGUGGAAACUGCAAAGAAACUACACCAGUCCCAAUGGUCAUUGAUUGUAGAUUCUGUAGAUUGAAUAUUGUUUCUGUAGCAUCCUACAUUAAAAAUAUAAUGUCUCUCUCUACUCCCCAAUAAUAAAGAAUUUUUACGUAUGA